UAUUAGUAGGAGGAUUUUACCAGCAGCUGUUCACCUCGUGACUUUCUCAUCUGCUUCACUGUAUUUUCGGCUGCGUGAAGCCUUGAUGAGUGAUCACGAUGAACACUUUUUUGUUUGUGUUUAUUUUAGUGCCCGCUGCUUCAGCUUUUCACCUGUCUCAGCAAGCCGAGUUUCACUUCAAGUCAUGGAUGGUGCAGCACAACAAAGUGUAUAACGUGGGGGAGUACUAUGACAGACUUCAGAUAUUCACUGAGAACAAGAGGACGAUUGACAAACACAAUGAGGGAAAUCACUCUUUCACAAUGGGACUGAACCAGUUUUCAGACAUGACAUUUGGUGAAUUUCGGGAGUCUUUCCUCUUGAGUGAACCACAGAACUGCUCUGCUACCAAAGGGAACUUUCUGAGCAGCGAGGGACCACAGGUAGACUCUAUUGACUGGAGGAAGAAAGGAAAUUAUGUGACAGAUGUGAAAGAUCAGGGAGGUUGUGGUAGCUGCUGGACUUUUUCCACAACUGGCUGUUUGGAGUCUGUCACUGCUAUCGCCACUGGGAAACUGGUACCACUGUCCGAACAGCAGCUGGUGGACUGCGCCCAGAAUUUCAACAACCAUGGAUGUAACGGCGGUCUUCCAAGUCAAGCAUUUGAAUACAUCUUUUACAACAAGGGACUGAUGACAGAGAAGGACUACCCAUACACGGCCAUUGAAGGUGAUUGCAAAUAUCAGCCAGAACGGGCAGCUGUUUUAGUGAAGGAUGUGGUGAACAUAACAGCGUACAACGAGAUGGAGAUGGUUGAUGCUGUUGGUACACGCAAUCCUGUCAGCUUUGCCUUUGAGGUGACCUCUGACUUCAUGCAUUAUGACAAGGGCGUGUACACCAGCACUAAAUGUCACAACACCACAGACAAGGUGAAUCAUGCAGUGUUAGCUGUCGGGUAUGGAGAGGAAAAUGGUGUCCCCUACUGGAUAGUAAAGAACUCAUGGGGAUCCAGCUGGGGGAUUAACGGAUAUUUCCUCAUUGAACGUGGGAAGAACAUGUGUGGACUAGCUGCCUGCGCAUCUUUCCCGGUGGUGUGAUUUCUGCAUGAAAGCAAACUACAAAAGGCUUGGAAAGGGAGUGAAGGAGCAAAGGAUUUUUUUAAUGAUACAGGAUCUUUUUUUUAUAUAAUCAGUAGCCUACUGUGCAUUAUUGUUCAGUAGGUUUUUGCAAAAUUGAGAAUAAGUGAAUCUCAGCCUCCAAUGAACACUAUAAGAUUUGUCAAGUCAUACCCAGAUUAAUCAAUAUAUCUGUGAUUCUCAUUUAAGUACUGAUCACUCAAUUCACAAAUAAAUUACACUGAGUCCAA
Messenger RNA from Thunnus maccoyii (southern bluefin tuna), 1345 nucleotides. RefSeq names its product cathepsin H (gene ctsh). Gene Ontology annotation, biological process: immune response. The transcript is spliced from 12 exons. Gene Ontology annotation, cellular component: lysosome. NCBI's taxonomy places the organism in Eukaryota, Metazoa, Chordata, Actinopteri, Scombriformes, Scombridae. Gene Ontology annotation, molecular function: cysteine-type endopeptidase activity. The record is from RefSeq and is a predicted model, not a curated record. The coding region runs from base 99 to 1076 and encodes 325 amino acids.